Molecule: messenger RNA, 1100 nt
Organism: Oncorhynchus nerka (sockeye salmon)
Lineage: Eukaryota; Metazoa; Chordata; Actinopteri; Salmoniformes; Salmonidae
Product: putative nuclease HARBI1
Exons: 3
Coding region: 169-720 (183 amino acids)
Source: RefSeq, a predicted model, not a curated record
CGCACUGCACGGAGCCAUGCACUGAGUGUGGAGCAAAUGGUUUGUGUGGCCUUGCGCUUUUUUGCUAGUGGAGCCUUCCUGUACUCAGUGGGGAUGCAGAACAGCUGAACAAGGCCACAAUUUGCCGCACAAUAAGGAGUGUGUGUCUGGCUAUCAAAGCAUUAGCAGAUGUCUUCAUCUCCUUCCCUGGCCACAGAAGACUCUGUGACAUCAAAGAGGAGUUCUAUAGGAUUGCAGAUGGUCUGCAAUGCUGACUGUGUGAUCAGCAAUGUUGUGGCAAAAUGGCCUGGCUCAGUCCAUGACUCCAGAAUCUUUCGGGCCUCUGAAAUCUGUCAGUGCCUAUCACAAGGUGAAUUCUCUGGUGUGUUGCUGGGAGACAGGGGGUAUGGCUGCCAGCCUUUUCUCCUGACACCUUUCACAGACCCCCAGGAAGCACAGCAGGCCUACAACCAUGCCCAUGCCAGGACCAGGGCCAGAGUUGAAAUGACCUUUGGCCUCCUGAAGGCACGCUUUCACUGCCUUCACAAAUUAAGGGUCAGCCCUGUUAGGGCAUGUGAUAUUACUGUGGCUUGUGCUGUCCUCCACAAUGUGGCCUGCCUGAGGAAGGAGAGGGCCCCCAGAGUGCCACCAGCCAUGGACUGGGACAAUCCGGCAAUCUUCCCUGAUGACGACAGUGGUCGGCUGCUGAGGGACCAAUAUGUGUUGAAUUAUUUUAGUUAGUAUGUGUGCUUUCAAUUUUGGUUAAAUAUGUCCUGCGGUGGCAGAGGAAUUUGGGUUUUUUGGGUUCGUUUUUUGACGAAUUUGGCCUCUUAUGAUGAUUGUGCGGUAUACUGUGUGUAAUACAAGGCUGCAGGGAGGCUACUGCAUCCAUUCAUUUGUCUGUUCAGUUGAUGUGUAUGGAUUUGUCCUGCAUUUAUUUUAGUGUGCAGACAUGCAGGGUGUGUUAUAUACAGACCUUUGAAUGUGUAUGUAUCAUUUUGUAUAAUAUGCUUGGAUUCUGUGCUUUCCAUCUUGUAGAGUCACUGUGACUUCAGUUUCGAAAGGAGCUGAUGGUUUACCUGCUUUGUUUUGUCCUUAUUCAAUAAAGGAACAUAAUGUUA